UAUUUCGACAACACACCAAGAGCGGUUUGUGGUGAGGGCGACACACCACGAGAUCUACGCGAAAGGAAAAAGAAGUGCAGCAGUAGUGGAGCCGGCCAAAAGUAUGUCACGAUUCCUGUCGGGCUUUUGGGGAGGGAACCAGCAACAGGCAGAGGAGGGGCAAUCGUCCACAGCGACCGGCUCCACCUCGGCAACAACGGGCGCUGCAUCAUGGAUCACCAUGACCGACCCGCCGGGGGGGGGACGGGGAGAGCCCGUCAUGGCGGUGAACAUGUCCACCGUAGACGAUGUGCUGGGCAAGCUUGGGGACGAAGGCGCGGUGAACGUCGUGGCAAUCUUUGGCGCGGCCCGCGGGGGCAAGAGCUUCCUGAUGAACCAGCUCGCGGGACAGGACGACAUCUUCAAGAUAUCUAACGACAAGAGUGGCAGGAAGGGCUUGUGUGUUGCGCAACGCGUUCAGUAG
This is a messenger RNA of Ectocarpus sp. CCAP 1310/34, 463 nucleotides long. NCBI's taxonomy places the organism in Eukaryota, Phaeophyceae, Ectocarpales, Ectocarpaceae. The record is from the annotation of a GenBank genome assembly.